CCACGGGGGUAAGUGGAACGCCGCUGGCCGCUCAUCUUCGAUGUCUGCAUCACAGCCCACAAGCCGGAACCGCGUCGCCUUGCCGGGCUUGGGCUUUUGCCAAAGGCCCGCUGACCCACAUUCUUAUCUAACGCGGCAGUAGCUAAGCUAACAAGCUAGGCGGCUAGCCUUGGCUGAAAGUAGGUUGACGCUCGCUUCUGUAGAAAUUGACGCGUCGCUUUUUCUUCUUUUAAACUCCUCCGUUUCACCGGGACGAGAAAGCGACGAGUUUUAUCUUAACGCCGCACGAGAGAUACCCUGAGAAGUUGCCGACAAAUGUAAAGAGGAAGACUUGACCCGUGAUCUGGACAGCUGCGCUAAGGUGGCGCAACGUAGAAGAGGUCAAAGAUUCCGAUGUCGCUGCCAUGUGUCAGAUUGCAACGCCGAGUCGACGCCAAGACUUUUCGGCAGCUUUCGACGCGCUGAUGAUCCAGGGCGCCGCCGGUGCCCGCGGCCACCUUCCACCGUCUUCAUCGACUUUCCUCAUCCUCUCUCCGGACCGGCUCGGCUGUCCGUAAGGUAUAUUCACAGAUGUCUUCCUCACGAUUGAAAGACCCCAUCUGACAUGAUAACCCUGAAAAGGAUCAAAAUGACCACAAGCAUUGAUCAGGAUGACGGAAGCAUUUUUGGGUUAAUGGACGACGAUGAGAAGGACAAAGCGAAACGCGUGUCCCGCAAUAAGUCGGAGAAGAAGCGGCGAGAUCACUUCAACAUCCUCAUCAAGGAGCUGGGCACCAUGUUGCCGGGCAACACUCGCAAGAUGGACAAGUCCACCAUUUUGCAGAAGAGCAUCGACUUCCUGCAGAAACAACAAGAAAUCUGCGCAGAGUCCGGGUCGACGGAGAUCAGACAGGACUGGAAGCCUCCGUUUCUUAGCGACGAGGAAUUCACGCAGCUGAUGUUGGAGGCGCUGGACGGCUUCUUCCUCGCCAUCACGACCGACGGCAACAUCAUCUACGCCUCGGAGAGCGUCACGUCGCUGCUGGAGCACCUCCCCUGCGAUCUUGUGGAUCAGAACCUGUUGAACUUCCUGCCCAGAAGGGAGCACUCGGACGUCUACAAGCUGCUAUCCUCGCACGUCGCCGAAGGAGAGACGUUGACGCCUGAAUAUCUGAAGACCAAGAACCAGCUGGAGUUCUGCUGCCACAUGCUCCGAGGGACAAUGGACCCCGAGGAGCCGCCUGUGUAUGAAUACGUCAAGUUUAUUGGCAAUUUCAAGUCCCUAAACAAUGUGCCUAACUGCACUCCAAACGGAUUCACCGGGACCGUCGUUCAGCGAUCCCUCCACUCGUCCUUUGAGGAGCAGCUGUGUCUGGUGGCCACCGUGAGGCUCGCCAAACCCAAAUUCAUCAAGGAGAUGUGCACUGUCGAGGAGCCCAAUGAAGAAUUCACCUCCAGACACAGUUUAGAGUGGAAGUUUCUCUUCUUGGACCACAGAGCUCCGCCUAUUAUCGGUUACCUGCCGUUUGAGGUCCUGGGCACAUCCGGUUAUGACUACUACCACGUGGACGACCUGGACACGUUGGCUAAAUGCCACGAGCAACUUAUGCAAUACGGCAAAGGGAAGUCGUGUUACUACCGAUUCCUCACGAAAGGGCAGCAGUGGAUUUGGCUCCAGACUCACUACUACAUCACCUACCACCAGUGGAACUCUCGGCCCGAGUUCAUUGUCUGCACUCACACUGUUGUCAGCUACGGGGAAGUGAGAACAGAACAGCGGCGAGAAUCGGGGUUGAGAACGUCGACACCGGAGAUGGCGGCAGAUAAGCAAACGCACGACUCGGAUGUGGAGUCGCAGCACAACGGCUCCGACCUCCAGGAAGCGCUAGAAAGCCUCGAUGACAGGAUGACACCCUCGGCGUCAUUGCGCAGUUUGCGGAAAUCCUUGCACGCGGCGCCGUCGGAGGCCUCUUCAUCUCAAGCGAAGCUCCAAGGAGGCCAGAAUGUGCCGGGUCACCAGUUGGCAUCUAACGCAGGCGUGGCGGCGCAAAGAAGAUUGUCAGUCGGCAGCCAGCAGUCGGUGAGCUCCCAAAGCACAGUCCAGACGACAUCGAUGGUUUCGCAACAAGUUCAGACUGAUACCCAAGCGUCAUCGGCUCCGUUUUCCAACCAGCUGGAUAGCAUGCAGCACGUGAAGAAGCAACUGGAGCAGCGCACUCACGCCAUCGAGAGCAGCAUCCAGCGGCAGCUGGAUGAGCUGUGCAAGAUCCAGCAGGAGCUGCAGAGGGUGCAAGAGCAGAGCCUGCAGAUGUUUGUGCAGAACGGUGCCGUCAAUAUGGCCGCCGUGCAGGUGGCCCCCCGGGCGCCCCCCGUGCUCACCAUGCAGGGCCAAGUGGUCUCGGCCGGCCCUCUGCAGACCUCCAUCCAACAUCAUGCGGUCCAGGCCCAACAGAACACAGCCAUGGCACAGCCCCCGCCGGCGGCGUCUCUGUACAACACGCUGAUGAUCCCGCAGCAAAACGCCGCCAACGUGCUCCAAAUCGCCAGCAGCCUGCCGCCCAACACGGGCACCACCACUCCCACCAUAACCUUCACGCAGGACCGCACCGCCCAAAUAAGGUUUCCGGCUGCCCGCCAGCUGCUUACCAAGCUGGUGACGGGCCAGAUGGCGUGCGGGGCGGUCAUGGUGCCGUCCACCAUGUUUAUGGGUCAAGUGGUGACAGCGUUCGCCCCCCAGCCGGGCCCCACGCAGACCAUAAGCAUCGCCCAGCAGCCCGCCCAGCACCAACAGCAGCAAGAGCAACAGGCUCAGCGGCUGAUUCACGGAAGUCAGUUGAUCCUGCCGGCGGGGGCCUUCUCGUUGCAGCAGGCGGGAGCUUUUGCCGCCGCCGCCAACCAGCAGAAACAACAGCCGCAUACCCACAGGACGGACAAUUAGACCAGUCACAUGGGGGGGGGGGGGGACCCUUUGGCUGCAUCGGCGCCCGGAAGAGGCGUUGCUCCAUCACUUUAUGCCAGGGAUCCCCCCCAGACUGUUUCACCCCAAUCAAAUAGGCUAUCCGUUGCCAUAGCAACCACUUUACAGGAGUAGUCUAUAACUUGUUACAACUAACACGUUGUGACCCAAUUAAAAUGGACCUAUGGCCCAUUUUCGGGCCCCCGGCCCACAGUUUGAGGAACCCUGCUUUAUGCAAAAGCUCUCGCGAAAUCCUUUUUUUUCCCUCACCCCCGAUUAACUAUUUUUAUGGAAAGUGCUCUAGAUUGGACUUUGAACUACUGUACUGAUGGUCAUGUGUAAUAUAUAAUGUAAAUACUUAUCGGGAGGAAAGAAGUGCUAUUUUAUAUGAUGUGUGAGGGUGAAUAUGCUCUUUUUCUAGUGUUGUACGAAGACAAUUCCGCUGACAAUCCUCGAAAUUUGCCAAAAAUUAAAUGUGGUGCUAUAUAUAUAUAUAUAUAUAUAUGUAUGUGUAUAUGUAUGUAUAUAUAUAUAUAUUUAUGUAUAUGUAUAAAAUUAAUAACAGUCCUCAUAUCCACCAUCUUCUUUAUGGUUUUUCGUGCUACUACUUCUGGUUAUCUCAUCCUGCAGUUUAAAAAAAACAAACAAAGCGUACAGCUUCUCCAUCAUGCUUCAAAUAAAGUUACCGUGUCUCUCAAACCGAGGAA
Syngnathus acus (greater pipefish) is the source of this 3642-nucleotide messenger RNA. RefSeq names its product clock circadian regulator a (gene clocka). Lineage: Eukaryota; Metazoa; Chordata; Actinopteri; Syngnathiformes; Syngnathidae. The coding region runs from base 605 to 2917 and encodes 770 amino acids. The record is from RefSeq and is a predicted model, not a curated record. The transcript has 21 exons. Gene Ontology annotation, molecular function: E-box binding; protein dimerization activity; DNA-binding transcription factor activity, RNA polymerase II-specific. Gene Ontology annotation, biological process: regulation of transcription by RNA polymerase II; circadian regulation of gene expression. Gene Ontology annotation, cellular component: nucleus; CLOCK-BMAL transcription complex; cytoplasm.